AUGGUGAGAAAGUCAUGCGAGCAAGUGCGCUCACCCGAUUCGCUGAGCCAGAAAGAUAUAGUGGAACAAGACCCCCCCAAGAAACCCCACACCGUAAUGUUCCUUCUCCUACCUCAUAAGCCGCGGGCAGCUACAAAGAAAGGUACCUAUCCGGACUGGACCUUCCAGAUCUCAACUCUUCAAUUCUCCGUGAACCUCAACUCCCAAGAAACACCACCGAUGACCUCAGCGCCCCUGAAGCGAAAGAGCCGAGCCACUGCCGGUACUCAAGAGCUUUCUCGUGCACGGAGGAUGCAUCCCCGUCACCGUUGCAUUGCUCCUGCGCGCUCCAACCUCGUCUCCAUAUCCGUGUCCCCCAAUUGCCCGGGGUCUUGUCUACUCCCAGUCGCCAAACUACCUAUGUACGUUGUACUCGCCAAACUCGGAAGAGAUCCUUGGCAGUCCCCAGCCCCCUCGUACAUACGGGGUAGUAUCAUGUCUGGAUCCAUCCAGAGCAAACAGCAACCCCAUGGGCUGUCCAACCAUCGCUGCCGAACGGCGGCCUCCGACCUCACGACGUCCAUCGACCCUCUUAGGAUUUCCUUCCCUUUGAGACUGGGCGUUGUGCCACUGCCGUCACUGCCCGUCGACCACGUCGGGCCAUCUCUCCCUUGUCUUGAGAGCACUAGAGCAUGCCGGAAGUCUUGGGAAGUCGAGACCAGCCCAGCCCACAUUAAUUUCCUGCCCCAUCUGCAGCUCAUGAGGCCCCCCCAGUGCUAA
This is a messenger RNA of Sodiomyces alkalinus F11, 759 nucleotides long. RefSeq lists its product as hypothetical. Lineage: Eukaryota; Fungi; Ascomycota; Sordariomycetes; Glomerellales; Plectosphaerellaceae. The transcript has 5 exons. Bases 1 to 759 code for a protein of 252 amino acids. The record is from RefSeq and is a predicted model, not a curated record.